AGAAAUUCAUUCAGAUAAAAAGUUGGAGAAUUAUUAGUCAACUAAUCGAUACAAAAUCCAUUUCACCUCACCUUCAAAUGACACCAACGCUUAACCACUUGCAUCUGCUUCGUCACCCUUACAUCCACCAACAAAGAGUUCCCUUCCAAAGACAAAUCCCAGCACCAUCGUGACCGCCACCCUCACAUCAUUAUCAACGAGUCAAUGACCUAUGCAUACAUCGUUGUUGUGCUCUCUCACCAUCAUCACGCCACCCCCUCGCUAGGACGAACACUUACUUAUCCUUUGGUCGCGAGCUCCAAUUCAUCCUUAUGAUAAAAUCACACGUCUAAGGAACACGGAAAAGGGCUCAACAUGGUUUCCGGUUUGAAAAGAAAACCGUGAUGCGAAAGGGUGAAGCUAUUCGUCUCUGCAAAGAAAAGAAAGGAGAGGACGAGAGAGCGACACACAAACACACAACUAAAGGAAAGCAAAUUGCCAAUCAAAUUGGCCAUUUUUUUUACUAUGUAUGUUUUAAAACUAUUGCUUACAUGGACCGUAAAUCAUGAUUUGAAGGAAAGAUAGUGAUUCUCCCGAGAGAUGAUCCAAUUUACAACUUUGAAUAUCAUACAUGAUCGUAUGUAUUAUGUAAAAGGUUAAUGUAUAUCAUACACUUAGAUAUUCCUAAGUUAUACGCAGUACUACAUACAUAAAUGAUUAAAAUAAUAAGAUAUCAACUUUUAAUGGGACAAGUUCGAAUCUUAUUCUUUGCUAAGGAUUUCGGAUUUUUUAAAAGGAAAUUUGCCAAAGAGCUCGAGGAACCGAUCGGGAAGCUUUAGCAAAUUCAAUUGGCAGGCAAGCAGCUAGGCAAGUCUCUCCUUCAUCCUCUUUGCCAUUUCUUCUGCAAAAUUUACGCAUCACAUUACAUUUUCCCUUAAUGUCUGAUUAAGAAUUACUGUAAUUUGUUAUUGAAGACAAACAAAACCAAUGACUCUUCAUCUUUUAAGAAGAACCCUAAUAUCAUCUUCGUCAUUCAAACAUGAACCUUCAAAUCUCACCAAACUAUCUAAUUUCCCCCUUUUCUCUACUGUAGUGACCCAAAUUAGAAAACCCACUUCUGAAAUUACUAAUUAUUUGAUUAAGAACCACAAUUUCUCUCAAGAAACCGCUUCAAAAACCGCAACUUUUCUAACCCGUUUGAAGGACUUCAAAAAAUCCGGAUUAGUUCUUGAAUUCUUCGAAAAAAAUGGAUUCUCAAAAACCCAGUUGGAGGAAUUGGUGAUACGUGAUCCUGGUGUUCUUGCUUCCGAUCUUAACAAAAGUAUUAGGGUAAAAUUCGAAGGAAUUAAGGAUUUAGGUUUCUCAAAUGAUGAACUGGCCAAUCUAUUGUGUGCUGCUCCGGCCAUUUUAACCCUACCACGGUCAGGUGGUGCUAUCGUUUCGUCGAUUUCUGCGUUGCAAAAUAUUGUGGGCUCGAACUCUGAUGUUACAAAGCUAUUAAAGGUUUGCAAUUGGUUUCUUAAUGGUGAUUUGAAUAGUAAUUUGUUGCCUAAUAUUGAAUUGAUGAAGAAAUGUGGGAUUAGCCAAUUGCAAAUUAGGCAAAAUCUUUUUAGUUUCCCAAGGUUAUUCUUGCAAAAACAUGAGAUUAUCAGGGAUUGUGUUAGGAGGGUUGAUGAGAUGGGAUUGAGAAGGGAUUCAAAAAUGUAUAUCCAUGGGCUUCGAGUUUUGAAAUCUAUGACUCUAGAAAAGUGGGAAUCGAAACUGAAGCUAUUCAAAAACUUAGGUUUUAGUGAAGGCGAUAUUCUGUCCGUGUUUCGCAGGACACCUCAGGUGUUUGCAGUAUCAGAGAAGAAGAUAUUAGAGGUCUCCAAGCUAUUGCUUAGCUAUGAGAAUGUUGAUGUAGCAUUUUUGGUUCAACAUCCAGAAUUGUUUAUUUUUAGUGCUGGUUCUAGAAUUAGGCCUCGAAUGGAGAUCAUCGGUGUUCUCUUAUCAAAGAGUUUGCUUUUGAAGGAGCCUAGCUUGACAACUCUGUGUAAGCUUGAUGAUGAAGCUUUCAUCUUGAGAUAUGUGAUUCCAUAUGUUGGUGAAGUUGGUGAGGUUGGUGAGAAAUACCUUGUUAGCACAGGUUUUAAAUCUCUUUAGUUUUCGGGGUGUAGAGAAGAGUCUUUGUUUCUUUGAUGAUUUCGAUUAAUGAUGAUCAACUCAAGGCUGGACUACUACCAUCAAGACAUUGUUUUAGAUCAGGAUUAAGCCUCGUAUGGAGAUCAUCAGUGUUCUCGUAUCAGAGAGUUUGCUUCAGAAAGAGCCUAGCUUGACUACUCUGUGUAAGCUUGAUGAUGCAGCUUUCAUCUUGAGAUAUGUGCUUCCAUAUGCUUCAUCUUGUUAGAACAAGUUUUAAAGAUCUUUAGUUCUUCAAUGUCUUCCAUUAAUAAUGAUCAACUCAGACUACUCGAGGGUGGUCUACCAUCAUGGCAUUACUUCAGAUCAGGUAUCAACUUUAUGGAAUUUUUUUCUUGUUGGUUGUAUCAGAAUUUUGCAAAGAACCACUGUGAUGAAAUCUUAUUCUUUUUUGCCGUCUUCCCCCGUUUCAUUGGUUCUAGUAAGUAACUUUUUGUAGUUCAAUGAAUCUGUCUAUUCGCAUGAACCUGUCAUCUGUUUAUCAUGUGGUGUUACAUCUGUAUAAGUGAAGGCCAACAUAUCAAUGCCUAAAUCGUUGUCGUGGGUUAGUCUAGAUUAUAAUAUUAGAUUGAUUUGAUUCAAACUCACAUGUUGAGUUCUUCUUUCUUCUGUGUUGCUUGGUAGCUACCUCUCUGCUUGAUAACUUAUAUGACGAGGUGGAUCCAACUUCUUCCUGCCUCGGCUGAUUGUAGAAAAUUGUUUUGUAUUGGUUGUUAAGAAGGUAUUAUUUCGGUAUAUCAUCCUAAAUUGAUCUCCUAGUACUCCGUAAUCAUCCUUUAGCACCACUUGUCUUCCUAAUGACCAUCCUUAAGUCUUGAUGUGGAAUCCUAAUAAACAUUUACAUAAUUACAUGGUUUUCAAUUUUAUUUUUUUUGUAGAUUCACAAUUUUAUAUUUAAGGUAGAUCAAAUAAAUACUACGGAGUAGAAUUUAAUAGGAUUUUUUGAAGUGGUUUUCAUAUGAGUGCAAACAGGCACUUGGAGGUGAUUUCAAAUUACAUUUGUACAUUGUAGAUGGUUGUUACUUGUUAGAGUACGAAUGCACUUGUUGAAUUUCGUAGGGGGCGUUUGGUUCACAUGAGGUAAAGGGAAUGGAAUAAACAAAGGGAAAGAAAGAGAAUGGAAAUAAUUCCCUUUGAUUUAGAAUGUUGUUUGGUUAUCAUUUUCAAUAUUUCACAUCUUUCCCUCACCCUUGUUCCAUAGAGCUGCCGCCCCUUCUUCUCCAUAGCCGCCGCCGACUCUUCUUCUCCGGUACCUCUGCAUUUAUCUCUUGCCGCCGCUGGUGGUCGGUGCCGCUGCUUUCCUCUCCGUCAUCGGGGCUCCACCACGCAGCUUGCCUUGUUGUUGCGGUGGUCAUUAGCGAUUGUUGUUAUUGUCGGUGGUUAAUGUUGUUCGACCUCCUCUAUUUCUUUUCGCCUCCUCAGUUCAGCUACGCCGGAGCGCCAACCUCUGCUCGUCAUUUCUACCGGCCUAGGGUUAGAGGUGGUGGUCUGGCGGUGGAUGGCCGAGGUAAUGGUCUGGUUGUGGGUUACGGAUAUAGGGUUAGAGGAGGGAGAGAGGGGGUGGGUACGUGAAGGGGGAAUGGGAAUGGAAAAGUCUAGGGGGGGGUGGGGAAUCAAGGUAGAAGGUUUUGUGGGUAACUCAAAAAGGAAAUUGGGUAAAGGCAAUGGUGAAACAUGCCAAACAAACAACAACAAAGAAUGUUUUCCCUUUCCUAAAGACCCCCAACCAAACCCCCCUUUGUUCUUUAAGCAGGACCUUGAGGUCACCAUAGUAGAUUCCUAGCUUCAAUGAAGUGUUAAUAUUAUCAGUUCACAAGAACAACAAAAGGACUUCACGGCAUCUCUUUCGUCAAUCUCGGUUGAUCAUCAGAUAUUCAGAUCUCUUCCGAGGAACAUCGCAAAAGGAAAAGAAAUGAAAUUGGUGUUCUAUACAGUUUUAAGCAUUAGGCUUGGUAAAAAGAACCCUUCCAUUUACCUUGAUUUUUUGAGUUAGAGCUCGAGAUUAUGUUAGCGUGUGUUCUAUUCACCUGAUUUUCACUUAUUUUGUCUUGAACUUUAACUUAUUUGGACUUAUUUGAAUUUAUCCAACGUAUUAGAACUUAUUUUAAUUAUAAACUGUAUUUGCUCAACCCUUAUUUUCUCUGAACUUAUUUUUCUUGAAAUAAGUGAAAACAAAGUGAAUAGAACAAGAGCCUUAGUUGCACUCGAAAAUUACAAGUUCUUGUAGAUUAAACAACCAAUUACUCUUACCUCCCACCCUACUGUUUGGCAAAAUCUUGCAUGAAACGGUUUUGCUAUAUACUAAUUGUGAGUACAAGGUGAUUUUAUUUAAGGGUGACAUUGUUUAAUUGUGGAAUCAGUUUUAACUUUUGAUGAUAAACUAGUGUUCCCAUCUCACCUCAUGAUCUAUUUGUACAGUUAUCUUCUUAGCACAAAUGGCUCCUCGCAUCAUUAAUAAGUAGCUGAUUUUACAACAUCGAGAAGGAGUUUUCUCUGCACGGAGUAUAUUGUUAGCUUGGAGUCAUUGUGUCCAUCCGAUAGGAUGGUUUCAGGUAGUCCGUCUGAAUUUUCUUGCCUUAUUAAAAAAAAAACAUAUUUAAAGCAGGUGAAUUCAGAAGAUCAGUUUCGUACAUCAUUUUCUUUCACUUUUUUUUUUUAAUGUUAACGUGUUAAAUUUAAAUUCAUAAGAUCAUUAAUUUCUUAUAAAUUGGGGUUAGUCUUAUAUAGAAAGUUGCUAAGUGGAGUAUGUUUAAGAAAGUUAACAUGUUCUACUGAAUCUAUUUGUGCAACCUGCGUGUUGAUGUAUUUGUCAUUAGUUAAACUCGUUUUUCAAACCGACCAUAUUUAUUAAUUAGACAGAAAAUUUGCAUA
This is a messenger RNA of Spinacia oleracea (spinach), 5028 nucleotides long. RefSeq lists its product as uncharacterized. The coding region runs from base 967 to 2121 and encodes 384 amino acids. Gene Ontology annotation, molecular function: double-stranded DNA binding. Gene Ontology annotation, biological process: regulation of DNA-templated transcription. The transcript is spliced from 2 exons. Lineage: Eukaryota; Viridiplantae; Streptophyta; Magnoliopsida; Caryophyllales; Amaranthaceae. The record is from RefSeq and is a predicted model, not a curated record.